Molecule: messenger RNA, 467 nt
Organism: Aspergillus uvarum CBS 121591
Lineage: Eukaryota; Fungi; Ascomycota; Eurotiomycetes; Eurotiales; Aspergillaceae
Exons: 1
Coding region: 186-428 (80 amino acids)
Source: RefSeq, a predicted model, not a curated record
AUUUGGAGUGGCUCAUUGAUAAAUAAACCAUGUGAGCCAUAGGCCAUAUCAACCUGCAAGAUGUUGCACAUGAGCCUCUCGCCCUCGAUGGUAUGUGAUAGUCAACUAGCUUCUACGUUGCUGUCAUCAACUUGUAAAAGAAAACAGUAAUCAAGUUAUAUUACACUGAAAUUGGGUUUCAGAAGAUGAACAAUUUCCGCCUAGUAGACCAACACACACCUCAAAUCUGGCUUGCAAAUUCUUCUUACCUAUAUCUCCCCAUACUAAUGAAAAUAUCGAGUUAUCGGUGUUCCCGAGUAACCCGGCCACGUGACCCCAAGGCCCUCGCCUCUUGUCACCACGCAGAGAACUUAGCUACUUCAACCAACCAACCACCCACCAAAUCGCCCAUCCCUGAGCUUCAUCAAAUCGCGUAUAAAAAUCAGUAAAGCCCAAACCAACUACCAGACCCUAGCAGGUUCUUGACC